This is a messenger RNA of Lactuca sativa (garden lettuce), 3203 nucleotides long. Lineage: Eukaryota; Viridiplantae; Streptophyta; Magnoliopsida; Asterales; Asteraceae. The record is from RefSeq and is a predicted model, not a curated record.
CAUGGGUUGGUGGCACGUAAUCCUGAUAAUUAUGAAAGAUCAAACUGCCUCUAUCUUUUUACACCUCAUGAAUAAACAAAACUGAAAUCCCUAAUCGGAUUUUCUAUCUGAUCCCCAUCCCCAUGAGGGUUUGAUUGGAUAAUGAAAUCUCAAUCUAAUUGAAUCCAUGGGGAAAAUGGCAGGAUGCUUUGAAUUGUAACUUAUUGGAGUCAAAUGAAGACAUGCAAUCCUUUUUGCUCAUAAUUUGAUAAGAAAUUGAAGAACAACAGUUUGAAGGGGUAUAGUUUUUUAUCCGAAGCCCAUUUCAGUCGAGAUUUUCCUGCCACAACAUCUCUUGUUUUGGAAUAUAAAGCCCUUAUAAAGUGCAUCUUUUGCAAGGGGACAAUAAUGCUAAUUCAAUGCUAAGCAAUCUUUAUAUCAUCAGUUUUAUUUGAGACAAUGACCAAUGAAAUUUCGGGUAGUUCAGGAACUUAUGUAUAUAAUGGUAUAACAAGGCGUGAAAGUGAUCUAGACUCCCGUAUACGCAAUCUAUCUGUACAAACAGGCGAAGAAUUUUCCCCAGAAUUUAUAAGAGAACGCACACCUAGAAGAAUCAUACAAACAACCGAAGAAUGUCCUCAAAAAGUUUACAUAAAAACUCGAUCAUCAAGAAACUUACUAGAAAAUCUUGAAGAUUUCCCCUUAGAAUACCAUCAAGAUCAUAACAUAUAUACAGAUCCAUACCAACAAAAGAAAGCAGGGUUUCAUUUCAAUCCAAACCCACAAAUUCUUUAUGAAGAUCAUCCUCACAUAGGACUUCAACUUCCAGUUGAAGUAGAAAAAUAUGCAUAUUCUGAUUAUUCUUCUUCUGGAAAAAUGAAAUUUUUAUGUAGUUUUGGUGGGAAAAUAUUACCAAGGCCAAGUGAUGGGAAGCUUAGAUAUGUUGGAGGGGAGACACGGAUUAUAUCUAUUAGAAAAGAUUUAAAUUAUCAAGAACUUAUAAAUAAAACUUCAUAUAUUUGCAACCACCCUCAUACAAUCAAGUAUCAACUUCCAGAUGAGGAUCUUGAUGCGUUAAUAUCCGUAUGUUCUAAUGAAGACUUUCUCCAUAUGAUAGAUGAAUAUCAUGAACUUGAAAAAGGGUCUCAAAGAUUACGUAUUUUUCUUAUAAAUUUAAAUGACCCCGAGAGUUCAGAUUCUAAUGAUUCAAGUUCUAUUCAGUAUGUGGUUGCUGUAAAUGGCAUGAACGAUCAAUGUGUUCACAAGAUUUCUAGUAGAGAAUCUCUAACUCUUCAACCAAUUACAGGAAGUUCAUUGAAUUUGAUGAAUUUAACAAAUCAAAAUCAGGUGAUUCAGACUCCUGUAAAUGUGAUGACGUCAUAUAUGUCACCUCAGAUGCCACGUCAGCUUAAUUAUGGUGAUCGAGUGGAUCAACAACCAAAAUAUGGUAGCUCUCAGCAUCUUGAUCUUACUUCUUAUCAUGGCAAUGAUCAUGGAAAUGUUGAUAUUCAAACACCUGUAAAUAAUGAAUCUGCAAUCCAGCCAAAAAAGUUUGUUUUCCCACAUGAUAAAUCUGAUUACAUGGUUCAAUCUUUAAUGCCUACCCGACAUGAAAACCCUUUCUUCGUGCAUCAAGAGAUGAUAAAGGAGACAAGUCAAAUAUCUGAAGCUGACUUUCCUCCAACUAUCAUAACUUCUGAUUUUAGCAAUCAAUAUACUGAAUGGAGUCAAGAUAUAAAGGACCCACAUCAAAAUCAGCACAACAUUGUAUAUCCACCUUCAAAUAAUCAAAGCUACGUUGUUAGAACAGAAAGUAGUAAUGCAAUCUUCAACCUAUCUUCCGGAUGGCAUCAUGACACGUCAGCAGAAAUGGGAAUUGCUGACGUGUAUGCUGAAAAUUGUGUCCUCUUAUCAUCUAAUGGAAGUGGAAACGGGUCCAUUUCAAGAUCAAAUUACGAAAAUACCCCUCGUAUGAAUGACGUCAUCAUCACAAGUCCAGCUGUUUCUGCUGCCAUUAGUAAUGAUGUUUCUCGUUUUGGAAGCUUUGUGGAAAAUGAUAGUGUGCAAGAAUUUCCUGUUAUUGUUGAAGAUGUAACUGAUAAUCGGCCACCUGGCAUCCCUUCAUCUGCAACAGUGAUGCCAUAUGUUCAAGAUGAAUCAAGUGAUGGAGUUUUAGUAAUUAGAAAUAGAGAAAAUGAGAUUGUUGCUCAAUCUCAUAGCAAGGAUGUUAAGGAUGAUAAAGGAGUGAAAGGUGAACACCAUACAACAGUAGCUGAAGUUGAAGCUGGAAUGCAUGGUCUACAGAUCAUAAAAAAUGCUGAUCUUGAAGAACUACGUGAACUAGGAUCUGGUACAUUUGGAACUGUUUAUCAUGGUAAAUGGAGGGGAACAGAUGUUGCUAUAAAAAGGAUUAAAAAAAGUUGUUUUUCAGCAAAAAAAUCAGAGCAAGAGCGAUUGACUAAAGACUUUUGGAGAGAAGCUCAGAUACUUUCAAGACUUCACCACCCAAAUGUGGUGGCACUUUAUGGUGUGGUGCCAGAUGGGCCCGGGGGAACAUUAUCCACUGUUACUGAAUAUAUGGUUAAUGGUUCACUUAGACAUGUUCUAUUGAGAAAAGAUAAAUCAUUUGAUCGUAGAAAGAGGCUUCUAAUUAUGCAAGAUGCUGCAAUUGGCAUGGAGUAUUUGCAUUGGAAAAACAUUGUUCAUUUUGAUUUAAAAUGUGAAAAUUUGCUUGUUAAUAUGGGAGAUCCUCAUAGACCCGUAUGCAAGGUUGGUGAUUUUGGUUUAUCAAGAAUUAAACGAAACACACUUGUGUCGGGUGGAGUAAGAGGAACACUUCCAUGGAUGGCCCCUGAGCUUUUGAAUGGUAGCAGUACUAGGGUUUCUGAGAAAGUUGAUGUAUUUUCAUUUGGGAUUGCAAUGUGGGAGAUUUUGACCGGAGAGGAGCCCUAUGCAGACAUGCAUUGUGGGGCCAUUAUAGGUGGGAUUGUGAGUAAUACAUUGAGGCCUUCAAUUCCGGAACGUUGUGAUCAUGGAUGGAAGACAUUAAUGGAAGAGUGUUGGUCAUAUGAUCCAACAGACAGACCUACGUUCACCGAGAUAACACACAAGUUUCAAAUUAUGUCAAAGAGAUAUAAUCAUGCCAAAAGAUGAAAUAUAUAAGAAAAAAAAAAGAUGAAAAGCAAUGUAUCACAUUAGUUUAUAAUGACAUAUCAAUUCUUUUA